This is a messenger RNA of Carica papaya (papaya), 3750 nucleotides long. Its product is annotated as Pentatricopeptide repeat (PPR) superfamily protein. Gene Ontology annotation, biological process: RNA modification. NCBI's taxonomy places the organism in Eukaryota, Viridiplantae, Streptophyta, Magnoliopsida, Brassicales, Caricaceae. Gene Ontology annotation, molecular function: zinc ion binding; protein binding; RNA binding. The record is from RefSeq and is a predicted model, not a curated record.
AUAAUAAUAAAAUAAAACCAGUUUUAUUGAAAAAAAUAUGUAUGAGAAAGUUGUUACUCAAAUCUCUAAAAGUAUUUGAUUUAAAGAAUUUAAUUUUUUUUUUUUGAUAUAUUAGUCGAAUGAUAAUAACUUAAUUGAAGUAUUUCCAUUCUAUAAAAACGAACCUUCAAUCAUAAUUAAUAGGGUGUUCCCCAUAACAAGCAGGACUUGCAGGUUUGGACAAACACCGAGCAGCUGCUUCUCUCUUUGCUCUUUCUCUUUUGUUGGUCUUAGAUGACUUUGAGAUUGAGCCCUUUGCAUUCGUUAUAUUUUCUAAAACCCUAACACCUUAUCUGAAAUAGGUGGACUUUGAUCGUUUGAUUCAUCUUUCAACAUGGGUAAACCAAGCAAAAGACCGGGUUCUACUUCUUAAGCAGAUGCUAAAUUCAGAAAGAAACUCGAGUUUCGUGCCAAUUUUUAUCUGAUGAAAUUCGUGUCACAAGGUCGUUGCACCGUCAAGAGAAUUUUUGUGGUAGGCUGAUAUUUGUGGAUCGUAUGUUGGUGUUUACAAUGACAAGACAACACGUUAGCAAGCUCUUACAACUCUGUGCUGAUAAUAAAAACCUGAGAAUCAGCAAGGCAAUUCAUGCCCAUUGGGUAGUAACCAACCAUGUCGCCAACAAUGAUGAUGUAGUCAGAGCUAAUUAUUUGAUCCAUCUUUAUGCUAAAUGUGAUCAAAUAUCAGUUGCCCGCCAGUUGUUUGAUUCUAUGCAUAAGAGAAAUGUGGUUUCUUGGAGUUCUCUAAUGGCAGGGUAUUCGCAUUCUGGGUGUAAUCUGGAAGUUUUUAACUUGUUCAAAUAUAUGGUUUCUUUGGGCAAUGUGAAACCCAAUGAAUACAUUUUUGCUAUUGUUUUUGGUUCUUGUUCUGAUAGUAGGAAACUAAAAGAGGGUAGGCAAUGUCAUGGGUAUGUGUUGAAAUCUGCAUUGAUGUUUCAUGAGUAUGUAAGGAAUGCUCUAAUAAACAUGUACUCAAAAUGUUCUGAUGCAGAAGGGGCUAUGCAUAUUUUUAAUUCAGAAUCUGGUUAUGAUGUUUUUUCAUAUAACUCACUUUUGAGUGGACUCGUGCAGCAUGGUCAUUUGAGUGAGGGGAUUGAAGUUUUGAGAAGGAUGGUGGAUGAGGGUUUGAGUUGGGAUAGCGUCACCUGUGUAACUGUUUUAGGCCUUUGUGCUAGUCUUAGAGAUUUGAAACUGGGAUUGGAAAUUCAUGGCAAUAUGUUGAGAAAUGGUAUUGAAUUUGAUGUAUAUGUUAGUGGCGCAAUUGUUAAUAUGUAUGGGAAAUGUCAUAAUAUUCUAAAUGCAAGGAAUGUUUUUGAAAAGCUGCAAGUGCGAAAUGUAGUCUUGUGGACAGCAAUGAUGGCUAAUUACUUCCAACGUGGGUACUUUGAGGAUGCCUUGAAUCUGUUUACAAAAAUGGAAUUUGAAGAUAUUUUGCCCAAUGAGUUUACUUUUGCCAUUUUGCUAAAUUCUACUGCAGGACUAUCCAUGCUAAGACAUGGUGAAGCAAUACAUGCAUGUGCUGAGAAGUAUGGGUUUAAGGAUUACCUAAUUGUUGGAAAUGCCUUAAUUAAUAUGUAUUGCAAAAGUGGCAACAUUAAAGCAGCAAAGAGGGUGUUCUCUUACAUGGUAUAUCGAGACACCAUUACAUGGAAUGCAAUAAUAUGUGGGUAUUCACAUCAUGGGCUUGGCAAGGAAGCUCUGAUAACGUUUCAAGACAUGUUAACUGCAGCAGAAUGCCCUAAUCAUAUUACUUUUGUUGGGGUUCUAUCUGCUUGUAGCCAUCUGGGUCUAGUGGAAGAAGGGUUCUACUAUUUAAACCAGUUAAUGAAACAGUUUGCUAUUGAGCCUGGACUGGAGCAUUACACGUGCAUUGUUGGACUUCUGAGCAAAGCUGGUCGACUUGAUGAGGCUGAGAACUUUAUGAGAUCUCAACCAGUUAAAUGGGAUGUUGUUGCAUGGCGUGUUCUACUUAAUGCUUGUCUUGUCCACCGGAGUUAUGGGUUUGGAAAGCGGGUUGCAGACUUUGUCCUUAAUUUGGCGCCUUCUGAUGUGGGGACAUACAUACUAUUGUCUAAUAUAUAUGCUAGGACAAAGAGGUGGGAUGGUGUUUCGAAGAUACGGAAAUUGAUGCAGGAAAGGAACAUUAAGAAAGAACCUGGGGUUAGUUGGAUAGAGAUAAGAAACAUUACUCAUGUUUUUGUUUCAGAUGACGGUAAACACCCAGAAUCUAAUAAGAUUUAUGAGAAGGUCAAGGAAUUAUUGGCGAGGAUAAAGCCGUUAGGAUAUGUACCAGAUACUGCUGCUGUGUUACAUGAUGUGGAGGAUGAGCAGAAGGAAGACUAUCUCAGCUAUCACAGUGAAAAGAUGGCCAUAGCAUAUGGCCUCAUGAAAGCUCCUAUAGAAGCGCCUUUACAUGUAUUUAAGAACCUAAGGAUGUGUGAUGACUGCCACUCUGCAAUUAAACUUAUUUCAAAGGUCACUAACCGUGUGAUGAUUGUCAGAGACGCCAAUCGUUUCCAUCAUUUCCAGGAUGGACAAUGUUCUUGUGCUGAUUACUGGUGAUAACUUCAUGCCGUCAAUGGUAGCUGACUAGCAGAGAGACUUGCAAUAUUGUGAAAAGUAAAAAAGAUCAACAAUCAGUAUUCUUGGCGGCCGCUGCUUGUUUUGGCAAAAUCCAUAGAACUGGGUAGCAUGUAAGCAUCUUAAACAAGAUGCUACAUGAAGAGGACAAUAGUGUACCACGACUCGUUGCUCCUUCAUGAGCUGCUGGCUCUCCAUCUGUAGAUCACCUGAAUUUCUUGGUAUUCAGUUGGUUGGGGAGGUCGCUAGAGUCUAUGGCUUGGAAGGAAUUUACAUGAUUUUAGAAGUUGAUGUCAGACACUGAUGAUAUUUAUAUUUUGUUGUUUUGUCUGGUCGAGGCUAACAAACUAUCUUGAGAGGAUGGAAGUUAUUUGCUAUUUAGACACCCCCAAGACACCUUCUCGGAGAUAAUAAGCUGGAAAGUUCAGCAGAAAAAGAUCAGGUAGAUGAUGAUUCAAAUGUGAUACUUCAAGAUAUUCUCUUGACUGAAGAGAGGAUUUGAAGAAUCUUCAAUUGCCAAUUGGUGAAAUAGCAAAAAGAUUGGAGUUAUUAUGGUCCAGUCUACCCACAUUCAAAUUGGGUAACUAGGCACUUUACUAGAUUCACCCUCUUUUAUCGUUUUUCUUUUCCUGAUUCCAAUUUAGAUACAAAGUUCCUGAAUGGUGAUUCAGAUUUUGAUAGACGAAGAUGGUUUCUUAACUGAAGAGGACUCGGAGAAACCUCAAGCACCAAUCGGUACAACUGCAUAGUUUGAAGCUAUAAAGUUUCCCUACCAUUCAAAUUGGGUAAGAAGGGACUUCAAUACAACCCUCUUAUCUCUUAUCCCCCUCCGAAUACGUAUUUAAUUGCAAACUAACUAGAGUAUCCACGACUAUCCAACAUAUGGCAGACAGUUAAUGCUGGUCACUUAGAUAGAGGUAAUCCGAGUUCGAGUCUUGUGUAGGGCAAUUACGUUAAAAUUCAAAACAAGGAAGGUGCAGACGUAAAUGUCUUGGUAUCGUCGAUCUUUCUUUUUUCUUCUUUUCAGUAUGUAGGUUGUUGUUUUUCAUUAGGUUAAUUGUCAAUUUACCAGUGUGCUGUGGUUUGUAAAUGUUCAAUGAACAGUUCAGUUUCAAUGAAUAUGUUUUUCUGAUA